Molecule: messenger RNA, 597 nt
Organism: Daldinia caldariorum
Lineage: Eukaryota; Fungi; Ascomycota; Sordariomycetes; Xylariales; Hypoxylaceae
Exons: 3
Coding region: 1-597 (198 amino acids)
Source: RefSeq, a predicted model, not a curated record
AUGACGACCUCCGGUCCGUGCACACAGUUCCCAGCUCCGGGUCUUCGAGACCCAUUCCGCUUCAUCACGGGGCAUAACGAGAAGGGUGACCCGGUAUUCCUGCAGACGGACCAUGGAGACCACCGUGAUAUCAUGCUAGGUGGCGCUGCAGCUCAAAACAUUAUGUAUAGCAGCAGAGGCAACCCAACCGAACUCACCGGAGAUGCUGAUCUAGAGUACGCAAAGAACAACAGGCCUUCCCUCCACAUUCCCAAUGGCUGCGUCGUGCGGAUGAUUGACUUCGCGCCUGGCACCGAGUCCAACUUACAUCGUGCCCUAACUCUUGGGAUUGGUACUGUGUGCGAGGGCGAAGUUGAGCUAACUCUGAGCGAUGACCGGAGCGUGAAUCGUGUUCUUCGACCCGGUGAUGUCUGCAUCAACCGCGGGGCCAUGCACUGUUGGCGCAACACAUCCAACGAGAAACCAGCUCGUAUGCUAUUUGUCAUGCUGGAUGUUAAGCCCAUCAUAGUGAAUGGGAAAGCGCUCGAGUUUGAUAUGGGAUAUCUCAUGAAGGAAUAUGCAAAGUAUGCUGAAGGCGAGGGCCCUGAGAAGGCUUAA